This is a messenger RNA of Gongylonema pulchrum, 669 nucleotides long. The record is from the annotation of a GenBank genome assembly. NCBI's taxonomy places the organism in Eukaryota, Metazoa, Nematoda, Chromadorea, Rhabditida, Gongylonematidae.
GGUGCAGAGCUAUCGGAUUCACUGACACAAGUCAGCACGACUGGAUCUAAUUGUUCUCAUCCAGCUGAUCCAGAAAAUAACGACCCCGUUGAUCGCGCUUUGCUAGCUGAAGUAUUGCAGUUGGGCUUUGAGGAAGCAAUUGCUAUCUUAGCUAUAUCGAAGACCAAAGGAGUGCAGUCCACCAGUGCCGUAAGCAGACAGCAUAAAAUGGUAUUCGUUGUGAACAUGAGUCUGAAAAUGGGAACGGGGAAGCUGGCUGCGCAAGUUGGCCAUGCAACACUGGGUGUUUAUCGUCUUGCUCAGAGAAGCGAAGACCGCUCAACAAAAUUACCUAGUAAGUCGCAACACGCUUUCCUGAUGUGCUUCAUACUGCGGUCCAGAUUUCAUGAAUAUAUUUGUGCUUUACCACUCCAGUGCUGCACACAUUUUCAGGGACAAAAUGCGUUGGAAGCUUGGAGGAUGUUUGGUGAAAUGAAAGUGGUGGUUAAGGGACAUAACACUGAAAUGCUUCUCGACAUUUUCAAGCAAGCAAAAGAUUCAGGUCUGUUUGCUUACAUUGUGUCCGAUGCUGGGCGUACGCAAAUUCCAGCAGGCUCACGAACUGUUCUGAGUGUAUUUGGUCCAUCGGAAGUGGUUGAUACGGUUACUGGCCAGUUAAAACUUCUGUGA